CUUUACGGUAAAUAUUUCACCGCCUGGAUUUAGAGCGGUGGUUUGUCCCUCUUCGGCGUCCGUGCCCUGAGUUUCAAACAAACUGCACAGGAGUACAAGUGGAAAUGAUGUAGAUCGCAUGCAGAUUACAGAGGGACGUUUCGUAUUUUAUAUACAGAAAACAACACACACCACAAUUAGAAUUCAUUGAAACUGAUAACCUUGAGGGCGCGCGUUUCAUUACGUUGUUGGACUGGUGUUUGAAUGCAUCUGCACCCAUAAUGGAAGUGCUUCUCAGGCAAUGCUCCAAAGAGCUUCUUCACUUGACAGCCUGCCUCCAGCCCUCCAGACUCCAGCACUGCGGUCAGGGACACGGCCGGCCCAGGCGGACACUGGUGUCUCGUCUGUUCCAGCCAGCGAACUUGCAGGAGGACAGGGAGCUGGGGGUGGAGGGCCGACAGGGGGAACUGACCUGCAGGAGCCAGCGGCUGAUGCUGCAAGCGGGGCUCAUCCACCCAGCCAGCCCGGGCUGCUACUACUACCUGCCCCACACGCUGAGAGCCGUGGAGAAGCUGGUGCGAGUGAUCGACCAGGAGAUGCAAGCCAUCGGUGGGCAGAAGCUGAACAUGCCCAGCCUGUGUGCCGCUGACCUGUGGAAGAGGAGCGAGCGCUGGGACCUGAUGGGCAAGGAGCUGUUCCGCCUCCGGGACCGGCACAACGGGGAGUAUUGCCUGGGGCCCACCCAUGAGGAAACUGUGACCGAGCUGAUAGCCUCCCUGGGCAGCCUCUCCUACAGACAGCUCCCCCUCCUGCUCUACCAGAUCACCAGGAAGUUCCGGGACGAGCCCAAGCCUCGCUUUGGGCUGCUGCGCGGCCGGGAGUUCUACAUGAAAGACAUGUACACCUUCGAUGUGUCGGAGGAGGCAGCCAGGCAGACCUAUGAUACUGUCUGCCAGGCCUACUGCCACCUCUUCCAGCGGCUAGGGCUGAGCUUCGUCAAGGUGCGGGCAGACACGGGCAGCAUCGGGGGCAAGCUGUCUCAUGAGUUCCAGCUCCCGGCAGACAUCGGGGAGGACCGGCUCUUGAUAUGUGCGAACUGCAGCUUCUCGGCCAACGUAGAGACCGUGCAAGUGGGUGAAGUGGACUGCCCGGAGUGCAGUGGGAAGCUGACUGAGACCAAAGGCAUCGAGGUAGGGCACACCUUCUACCUGGGGACCAAGUACUCGUCUGUUUUCAGUGCCUUGUACAACACUCCGCAGAACAAGCCCGCUGUAACAGAGAUGGGCUGCUUCGGGCUCGGGGUCACCCGCAUCCUGGCGGCCUCCAUCGAGGUGCUGUCCACAGAGGAUAGCAUUCGCUGGCCGGGACUCCUCGCCCCCUACCAGGUCUGUAUUCUGCCUCCCAAGAAGGGGAGCAAAGAGGAGCAGGCGACGGGGCUGGUGGAUGCUCUGUAUGAUGGGCUGGGGGAGGCUGUGCCUGCUCUGAGGGGAGAGAUGCUGCUGGAUGACAGGACUCAGCUCACCAUUGGGAAGAGGCUGAAGGAUGCCAGCAGGCUGGGGUACCCCUAUGUCAUAGUGGCUGGGAGGAGAAUCCUGGAAGACCAGCCUUACUUUGAAGUCUGCUGUCAGAAUACUGGGGAGACUGUGUUCCUCACCAGAGAGGGCGUUUUUGACUUCCUGAGAAAUGUACAGACUGUGUGAUUGAGGUGCGCUCCAGUGUAAUCGUGUGUGUGUGGCACUGGUUUCUUACUCCUGCUGCUGAUAGUAAAGAGAUUUUUAUAUACAG
Polyodon spathula (Mississippi paddlefish) is the source of this 1764-nucleotide messenger RNA. Its product is annotated as probable proline--tRNA ligase, mitochondrial. Gene Ontology annotation, cellular component: cytoplasm; mitochondrion. Bases 261 to 1679 code for a protein of 472 amino acids. Gene Ontology annotation, biological process: prolyl-tRNA aminoacylation. Lineage: Eukaryota; Metazoa; Chordata; Actinopteri; Acipenseriformes; Polyodontidae. Gene Ontology annotation, molecular function: proline-tRNA ligase activity; ATP binding. The record is from RefSeq and is a predicted model, not a curated record. The transcript is spliced from 2 exons.